This is a messenger RNA of Coturnix japonica (Japanese quail), 3682 nucleotides long. It is a transcript of the gene EEIG2, whose product is annotated as EEIG family member 2. Lineage: Eukaryota; Metazoa; Chordata; Aves; Galliformes; Phasianidae. The record is from RefSeq and is a predicted model, not a curated record.
CUGCCAUGUAAGAGCUGCGGGGCGGGACCGGGGGCCGAACAGCACCCCGAGCCGGGAGCGGCGCCGAGCUGCGCUCCGUCCUCUCGGUGCCGCCGUCGCUCCGGGUAUGGGUGCGGAGCGGGGUGGCGGAGCGGAGCUGCCGUGCGGCUCUGAGCGCACGUGGGGGCGGCCCCCGGGGGGCUCCCGGUCCAUGGCCUUCAUGAUGAUAAAGAAGAAGAAGUUCAAGUUCCGCGUAGAGUUGGAGCUGGACGAGCUCUCCUCCGUGCCGUUCGUUAACGGCAUCCUCUUCUGCAAGGUGCGGCUGCUGGACGGCGGCAGCUUCAGCGGGGAGUCCUCCCGGGAGGUGGUGCAGGCGAACUGUGUCCGCUGGAAGAAAAAAUUCAUAUUUAUGUGCAAGAUCAGUGCCAAUGCCACAACAGGGGUUCUGGAUACUUGUAUCUGCAGAGUGUCAGUGAGGAAGGAGUUAAAAGGAGGAAAGGCAUAUGCAAAGCUGGGCUUUGCAGAUCUAAAUCUAGCGGAGUUUGCUGGAUCAGGAAAUACCACUCGUCGCUGUUUAUUAGAAGGUUAUGAUACAAAAAAUACAAGACAAGAUAACUCCAUUCUCAAAGUGUUGAUCAACAUGCAGCUCAUGUCUGGAGACCCGUGUUUUAAAAUGCCUCCUUCCACAGCAACGUCUAUAGCAAUUGCGGGAGAAUCAGAAUCUCUGCAUGAAGACAGAAAAGGCAGAGAAGACUUAAAAGCAGUACAACUGGGUAUAGCAGAUGCUUCAUCAAAGAGCGCCUCUGUCCCUGAUGAAAUCGGUGCAUGCGGACAUUCCAGAACAUCAAGCUAUGCAAGUCAGCAGUCAAAACUGUCAGCAGGAUACAGCACAUGUCACUCUAGAUCAGCUAGUCUGUCUGAACUCUGCCACAGGAGAAACACCUCAGUGGGUAGUACCUCAACAGGAACUGGAAGUAUUCUAGAACCCUGUAAAGAGACUGAGCCAAAAGUAACUAGCACUGAUACAUCAUCAGAUGCAUCAUCAGAAAAACUGUGCAGGUAUCCUGUAAAGCAAGACUCUGUGGAAUCACAGCUCAAGAGGGUUGAUGCUACCAGAGUUGAUGCUGACGAUGUAGUUGAAAAAAUACUCCAGAGUCAAGACUUCAGUUUAGACUCAAGUGCAGAAGAAGAAGGUUUAAGGUUAUUUGUGGGUCCUGGUGGAAGCACUUCUUUUGGAAGCCAUCAUCUACCUAACAGAGUAGGAUCUGGAGCAUAUGAACAGGUGGUGAUUAAACGCUAGCCUAGAAUGACUUGAUCAGAAGAGGAAAACAGAACUCUAGCAGUAACGUUCUGAUUCACAUUUCUUCAAUUGCAAGAGUUGUGAAAGCCAAGAUGAACUUUGUAUCAACUUGUUCUGGGAAAAGAAAUGGAAUGCCUCUUGGUCAGUGAGCUUUAUUUUUUUAUGAUAUCAAGGCAAUUUCUAGAUGUCUACAUGUUGUGCAAGUACUUGGACUUUUUAUAAGCUGUACCUGAUGUUUAAGUGAAUUACUUUUAAGUUGUUCCAAAAAAUUUUAGAAGCAUGAUUAAGUGGGUCCUAUUUCAAUGUUUUAUGUAGCAGGUCACAUGUAGUUAUGUGCCCUGCAGCUUCCUUUGUAAACAAGCUUCAAGAAGUCACAAAUGAGCCUAUAUAAAUGAAUUGAGACUCAGAUUGAUCCUACCUGCCAUGAAAGCCUUAGAAAAGUUACCUUCUUCUAUCAAGUCCAAGUUAGUAUCACAGGAAGGUUAUGGCUUCCUCAGAGCUCUGUUUUAAACAGCUGAAUUUUUUUCUUAAGAAUACUGAACAUAACUUCAUCUUAAUAUUGAAGAGUGGAGGUGAAAUUCACAUGUGUUAAAAAAGCCUCUGUAGAUGUACAUCAAUCAGAAAUAGGUUGUGCUAAUUGUAAUUGAUAUCUAGAUGUUUAUGUGUAUCAAAUACACUGUAAAAGUGACAAAAAAAAAAAAAAAGUAGGAUAUAUCAAAAUACCAAUGCAUAGCAGUUGCUAUCAAGAAUGCUUCUUGUUUCCCUUAGGAUUGUUAAGGAUGGAGUUCAGAAGUCCCUUACACAGAAACUUGCUUCUGUGCACAAACCUAGAGAUUCAGUGGGAUGGUACCAGUUACAAGCCUCAUCAGUGGUUUACUACCACUUCCAACUUUUUAUUGUAGCUUAACCCUCCUCAGUGCUUUUCUAGUGUUUUGAAGGUGCCUUGAGGGGUAGGGAAAGUACAGAGAUAUCAAACUAUUUACUAAAUAAUUUAGACUUUAAAACUAAGUAAACAUCUAAACUAUUACCAGUAUAACUUUUCAAGAUAAGCACUUUAUUGUAGACAUAUUCUACGCCAUUAAAGUAAUUACUGUGCAACACAUUUGCCUUUUCAUGUUGAACGCUUAUUACUUCACUAUCUGUCCACUGUUAUGUUAAGGACAAUGUACUGUACUUAAAUCUGUGCUAAUAGUGAUUUACCUGCCAGAUAAGAUGAAUGAAGAAAGAAAAUGAUUAAAAUUUUCACAAAGAACUACAGAAGGAUCCAUGUUUCUAAUGAUGUAGUUCCAAUGGCAUAUUUGCAGUUUGGGCUCAGAUCUGCUGUAUUCUUACUGAAAACUGCAGGUAAUUUGUAUUUUGCUACGACUGAUUGUAUUAUUUAUCUGUAAGACUUAAAGCAUACAAAUAGCGUGGCCAUUUUUAGAAAGCCCUGAAUGUUUUAAAUUAAUCUCAAACUGAUGUUUGAUAUCUUUUCAUUGAAGUGUGUCGGCCUUAUUUAAUUGGUACAAUUAGGGAAAAUCAGACUUAGUUUUCCAUACAUACAUAGUUGUUAUUAAACUUGUUUGUUUUGAAUGUAGUUUCAGAGUUUGAAGCUUGAGUAGUAGUGUUACUGAACAAGAUGAAUGAGUUAUUUCUCUAUUAUGGUACUUAAACACUGCUUUCCUACUGUAAACUAUAAUCUAAACAUUUUAAUGGGUAAAAAGAAUGCAAAUAUAUUUUAGCUGCUCUAAGUGUGAUAUAAUCUAAAAUUUCAUUGGAGAAAUGAACAAACAAUAUGUAACUGCUAGUAUUCUGUCUCUCAGAACCGGACAGUUUCCUAAUUUAUGCAACAAACUGCCACAAGCUACUGCAAGCCAGAAGAUGCGUGGAAAUUGCAUUGUGUUGCUUUCAGUGCUCCCAAAUACUGCUACACUUUUUUUACAAGUCUAGUAGAACCAGUAUAAGUUUGAUCUUAGUUUACUAGGAAAAGUAGGCACAGCUGGAAGGAAUGUAUAAACACUGUACAGCUACGUAUGUCAUUGUGAAGGGGAAUUUCCAUAGCCCAGAUUGGUAUUCUAUGUUAAAAUCCACAGCUAACUGUCAUAGAUAAAAUAUUUGUGUACUAGAAACCAGAAAAGCAGAUUUUUAUAAAUAGGAGAAAGUUUUACAUGGAAAUUGAGCUUUAAAUAAAGCUGUGUUCUGGCAUUUUAUUGUUCAUCUUCAGCCUACAAUUCUUUACCAACUAAUUCUAUACUUGUGCAUAUUUUAGAUGGAACAUAACCUCAAUACUUAAAUAUUUUUUCUUUUUUGUAAACUAUGCUGUAAGACUAUUGGAUGCACAUGUUGUAAAGUGUUUGGGAUAUAUUUACUAGCUUUAUUUAAUGCCAAUGUCUCAGACGUACAAUAAACUGAUGUUGGAAAGAA